AUGGUGGCCGUACUCGAAGACUUGCACAAAGACUUGGCCGACCAGGGGGCGUUUCGACUGACAGGCUGUGUCACUAAUGCGUUUUUGCAACAAAGCGGCGUGCGCUUGGCCAACACACUCAUGGACGCCGGUUGCUUUCACCAUGCGAAGCAUUGCAUGCCGUUUGAAAUUGCGGCGUCGGCAACAUACUUGUUUGAUACACAUCGAUUGGACAUGAACAAUCACAUCCAAACGAUCUCAAGGACAAGUCGGAACCGCGCGUAG
This is a messenger RNA of Aphanomyces astaci, 264 nucleotides long. RefSeq lists its product as hypothetical. Lineage: Eukaryota; Oomycota; Saprolegniomycetes; Saprolegniales; Verrucalvaceae. The transcript has 2 exons. Bases 1 to 264 code for a protein of 87 amino acids. The record is from RefSeq and is a predicted model, not a curated record.